Messenger RNA from Ilyonectria robusta, 330 nucleotides. RefSeq lists its product as uncharacterized. Lineage: Eukaryota; Fungi; Ascomycota; Sordariomycetes; Hypocreales; Nectriaceae. Gene Ontology annotation, molecular function: protein binding. The record is from RefSeq and is a predicted model, not a curated record. The coding region runs from base 1 to 330 and encodes 109 amino acids. The transcript is spliced from 2 exons.
AUGCCACAGCCGAAGCGGCAAUGUAAGCGCGUCAAGCUCACCAAUUCGGAACCCGAAGAAUCCCCCGUUGAAAAACUCGCCCCCAAUGGCGAUGUCAUUCUCGUUGUUGGCACGGAAAAGAAGAGGAUACAGAUCCAUUCAGACUUCCUAUGCCUAGUCUCUCCCAACUUCAAUACCAUGCUUCAAAAUCAGUCUACCAUGCCCCAUGACUCUCGCGGGGUGUGUCAGGUGGAGCUCCCCGACGACGAUGGCCAGGCCGUGUCGCUGCUCCUCCGCGCCCUCUACGGAGGAGACCCUCAGCUGGACAGUCUGAAGCCAAAAGAAAUCUAG